GAUGUCCGUUAGCUGACAGUUGAGGACUGUCACACGUUGAAUGGCAGCUGUCUCCUCUCGUCUGCUCUGACCAGUGUUUGACGGUCGGACUUGCUGUGAUAUCCAACACAAUGGACAUGUUCACGUUGGGGUAUCUCUUCGGACCCGCUUUCCUUUUUGGUUGUGAACUAUCUAUCCCGCCUUUGGCUGUUUCGAUUGACGAAACGUCACCCUCGCCUGAUAUCGAAGCGGCCGACCAAGUUGAGUUUCCCUCUGUGAAUAAGCAUAAGCCAUGGAUAGAGACGUCCUACCACGGUGUGAUAACAGAGAAUAUGGACACCGUGCUGCUCGACCCGCCUCUGGUGGCCUUGGACAAGGACGCGCCAGUACCCUACGCAGGGGAGAUCUGUGCCUUUAAGAUCCACGGGCAAGAGGCCCCGUUCGAGGCGGUGGUUCUGAACCGGACGUCGGGGGAGGGGGUUCUGCGGGCCAGGAGCCCCAUCGACUGUGAGGUCCAGAAGGAGUACACCUUCAUCAUCCAGGCGUACGACUGCGGAGCGGGGCCUACUGGUGUGGGGUGGAAGAAGUCACACAAGGCAGUGGUCCACAUCCAGGUGGAUGACGUUAACGAGUUCUCCCCCGUGUUCCGUGAGCCGGUUUACACGGCGACGCUGACGGAGGGCAAGAUCUACGACUCAGUUCUGCAGGUGGAGGCCUGGGACCAGGACUGUAGCCCCCAAUACAGCCAGAUAUGCAACUACCAGAUCAGCACGCCACACACACCCUUCGCCAUCGACCGCAACGGUAACAUCCGCAAUACUGAGCGUCUGAGCUACGAUGUCCAGCAGCAUUACAAGAUCAUGGUAACGGCCUUCGACUGUGGACAGAACCGGGCGGCGGAGAGCGUACCAGUGCACAUCCAGGUCAAACCCGUCUGCAAACCCGGCUGGCAAGGUUGGAAUAAACGAGUGGACUAUGAGCCAGGCACGGGCAGCAAGCAGCUGCAUCUGGAGACGUGUGAGGGGCCGCUGUCGUCCGUCAGGGUGAAUGUGGAGCUGCAGACGAACCACAUCGGCAAGGGAUGCGACCGCGAGACCUACUCCGAGAAAUCACUACAGAGGCUAUGCGGCGCCGCUUCGGGCAGCACCGACCUGCUCCCCGCCCCCAGCUCCUCGACCAAUUGGACGGCCUCGCUGCUGACGGACAGCGGCCGCGACAGUGACCUCAUCUUCCGCUUUGACGGGCGGCAGGCGGCCAACGUUCCGGACCGCAUGGUACCGCACAACCUGACGGACCAGUUCACCAUCGCUACCUGGAUGAAGCACGGACCCAGCCCCGGCCUCCGCGCAGAGAAGGAGACGCUACUAUGCAACUCAGACAAGACAGAGAUGAACCGCCACCACUACUCUCUGUAUGUCCACAACUGUCGGCUGGUGUUCCUGCUGAGGAGAGACUUCACUCAGGUCGACACCUUCAGACCAGCAGAGUUCCACUGGAAACUAGACCAGAUCUGUGACAAGGAGUGGCACUACUACGUGAUCAACGUGGAGUUCCCGGCCGUGACGCUGUUCGUGGACGGCGUGACGUACGAGCCGUACCUGGUGACGGACGACUGGCCCAUACACCCCUCGCAGAUCGACGUCCAGCUCACCGUAGGGGCCUGUUGGCAAGGUGGCGAGGUGAGCACUCCGCGCUUCACGCAGUACUUCCGCGGCAGCCUGUCGGGCCUGACCAUCCGGCCGGGGAAGAUCGAGACCCAGAAGGUCAUCUCCUGCCUGCAGGCCUGCAAAGAGGGACUGGACAUCAACUCACUGGAGAGCCUGGGCAAGGGUAUUAAGUUCCACUUCAACCCGGCCCAGUCGGUGCUGGUGAUGGAGGGUGAUGACCUUGACAGCGUCAACGCAGCUGUCUCCAAGGUCAGCUACAUCAACUCUCGCCAGUUCCCCACGCCAGGCCUCCGCCGCUUACACAUCACCACCACCGUGCAGUGUUUUGGCGAGGACAGCUGCAUUUCCAUCCCUGACAUCAAGGCUGCUGUCAUGGUGCUCCCUCCGAGCGAGCCGCGCAUCACCAUCGCCGGGGGCGACCGUCUGGUGCAGCCCGCCUCCGACUUCAGCUCCCCGGCCGGCAUCACGCUCUUCAAGGACACCAGGAUACUGAGUACCGUAUCUAGGGGAGACGCAGCAUCCAGCACUGGUUUGCAGGAGGUGAUGCAUAAUCUGGACUACUGUGACGUGCUGGUGAUCGGGGAGGAGCUGAACCCUGAACUGGAGAGUCUGGAACUGCACCAUAGCAGCCUGAUGGGCAAACACCUGGAUAGCACCAACUCUACUAGUGGAAUAUCUAUAUACGGUGUGGACUCCAUGUCCCAUUAUGAGCAGGCGAUUCGGCAGGUGAGGUAUCGCAACUGGCACCCGACUGCUCUGCUGGAGCGACGCUUCCGCCUCAGCUGCUCCGAACUCAACGGACGCUACACCAGCAACGAGUACAACCUAGAGGUCGGCGUGCUGCACAGCUCAGUGGUCGUCGAGCAUGUCAAUCACAUGGCUUCCCAGCAACAGUACAUGAGACCGGUGCAUCAUCCAAUCAUGGUCCACACUGUCAGCUCCAAUCAGAUCUCAGGCACCCCGCCUGCUGCCACAGUGGUGAUUGUGAUGUGUAUCGCUGCCCUGGUGGUGGUGGUGGUGGUUGGUAUCUACCGCAUCCAUGCCACCCACCAGGACGCCAAGGCAGAAGAGGAGGAGGAGGAGGGGGGCAAGGAGGCAGACAUGGACUGGGACAACUCCAACGUCACCAUCACCGUCAACCCCAUGGAGAACAUCCAAGCGAGCGAAGGGGCAGAAGAGGCACGAGAGGGAGAACAGGAGGAUGAGGAAGAAGAGGAGGAAGAGGAGGAGGAGGAGGAUGACGAGGAUGAAGAAGAUGAUGAGCUGGACUCAGAGGAGAGUGAGGAAGAGGAGACGCCAGCAGCAGGAGUACACAAGGGGGAGGGGAAGGGGAAAGGGGAGGCUAGGCUGCAGUGGGACCACAACACGUUACCAUAUUAAUCACCUGACCCCACACACACACACACACACACACACACACACACACACACACACACACACACACACACACACACACACACACACACACACACACACACAUAUCAUUUGGGGGCUUUUUGUUCAUUCGCUCACAUAAAUUUGCGCACACACACACACACACACACACACAUAGUAGUUGCACGCACAUCCAUAGUUGCACGUGUACACACACACACACACACACACACACACACACACACACACACACACACACACACACACACACACACACACACACACACACACACACACACGCACACACACACACACACACACACAUACACACACACACUCACACACACACACACACAUAGACAAAUGCAAAGUCAGCCGAUCCAUGUUAAAAAUGAAAAUUACUAAUUUAAUUCUAACAUGACUGACCUAAGUGUCAUUUUGGGAUUUUUGUUUGUCUGUUUGUUUUGUUCAUUUACUGAUAAUGAUGCAAUAUUGCCCCCCCCCUCUGGUUAAUUUGGGGAAUUGCACUGAAACGCCAUUUCCACUCCACAUCAAGGCCAUGUCUGCAUCGUUAGCACAAAUGCGUUCCUCGAAAGACAGAUGUUUAAAAAAAAAAACCUAAAGGCACAAUUAUUAGACACGCCAGACAUCUUUCAGCACCCUGCGAGAGGAACACCCUGAGAUAGAACAUUUUUUUAAACUUUGUGAAAUGAUUAGGAUGUAUUUGUACACCACAGGUUAUUGUUGUUUAUGUUAUGUUCCAGGCCCCCUUUUCUCAAAAGCAUCAUUGCUAACCAGUUAGCAGCUAAAUAGAUUUCCAAUGGGAAAUUACAUUGCAGCCAAGUACGUUGAUAACAUUGUCAAGAAAUGCACCCCAGGAUAGCACACGAUACUCUCUUUCCAAAAGUGAGACAUCUUAAUCCCACGUGAUAACGCAUACACUGUUCCAUGUGCUCUUCGCCUAAAUAACACAGACACAUAUUGCAUUUAUUUGCAAUAUUAAAUACCUUAAAAGUUG
Messenger RNA from Engraulis encrasicolus (European anchovy), 4038 nucleotides. RefSeq names its product calsyntenin 2a (gene clstn2a). Gene Ontology annotation, molecular function: amyloid-beta binding; kinesin binding; calcium ion binding. Gene Ontology annotation, cellular component: postsynaptic membrane; cell surface. The transcript is spliced from 17 exons. Gene Ontology annotation, biological process: positive regulation of synaptic transmission; homophilic cell-cell adhesion; positive regulation of synapse assembly. The record is from RefSeq and is a predicted model, not a curated record. Lineage: Eukaryota; Metazoa; Chordata; Actinopteri; Clupeiformes; Engraulidae. Bases 111 to 3026 code for a protein of 971 amino acids.